Molecule: messenger RNA, 2987 nt
Organism: Lentinula edodes (shiitake mushroom)
Lineage: Eukaryota; Fungi; Basidiomycota; Agaricomycetes; Agaricales; Omphalotaceae
Product: Dolichyl-phosphate-mannose-protein mannosyltransferase-domain-containing protein
Exons: 5
Coding region: 161-2767 (868 amino acids)
Biological process (GO): protein O-linked glycosylation via mannose
Cellular component (GO): endoplasmic reticulum; membrane
Molecular function (GO): dolichyl-phosphate-mannose-protein mannosyltransferase activity
Source: RefSeq, a predicted model, not a curated record
CAUCACCCCGUAUAUCUUGACCCUUUUCUCCUUUCUUUACCACAUAACGGAAAGCCUAAAUUUUUCGCCAAUUUGUGCUUCACGCCUUUGAAGACUGCACAAUUGCGUGAUAUAGUGUCCUACUCAUCAUACGGCUUGAGUGAUCCACUUUUCCCUCUGAAUGAACCCAGGUGGCCGUGCUGUGGCUGUUGAUUUCGUCGAGGACGAAUUUGAAGAGAUUGGGUAUCCAGAGACGUUGCCAACUUACUCGCCUCAUAUGGACGAAUCUGCUGCGGCCAGACGCCGACUUGGAAAGGGCAAACCGGAGGGUGCAGAAGAGAAAGUAUGGUACGACGACGAAGACGACUAUAAAGCGCCCUCCGUGCGCUCCAUUAGCGGUGGUAGACCCGCCCAGCUAGCCUUGCCACCACCAACAACUCUCCGCGAAUUCAUCUUCCAAAACAUGCCUUCCAUACCUCCCCUUGUUUAUACCCUUCUCGCCUGCUACACGCGCUUUCAUCGAAUCGGGCUGUCAGCAACGGUCGUUUGGGAUGAAGCGCAUUUCGGAAAAUUCGCUUCUCAUUACCUGAAGAGAGAAUUCUACUUUGACGUUCACCCGCCUUUGGGCAAAAUGUUGGUUGGUCUAGCUGGCUUGCUUUCUGGGUACAAUGGUGGAUUCGACUUUAAGAGUGGAGCGGACUACCCACCAGAAGUACCAUAUGUAGCCAUGCGAGUCAUGCUCGCAACUUUUGGUGUCGGGAUGGUACCGCUUGGCUGGUUCACAGCCAUCGAACUUGGUAUGUCCCAAUGGGCUGCGCAUCUCGUAGCUUUGAUGGUCUUGUUCGACGUCGGUUGGCUUUGUAUCUCCCGAUUCAUUCUUCUGGACUCCAUGCUCCUCUUCUUCACCUUCCUUACAGUCUUCUGUCUUUCCAAAUUCCAUAAUCAACAGAGCCAUCCGUUUGACUUCGAUUGGUGGACGUGGCUUGCUAUGACUGGUAUUUCAAUUGGAUUGGUCACCAGUGUUAAAAUGGUUGGGCUUUUUGUGACGGCUCUCGUUGGCAUCUACACUCUGCAAGAUCUAUGGGAUAAAUUCGGCGACCUACAUCUUACUCCAAGAGAACAGGCAAAACAUUGGGGCGCUCGCGUCCUUUGUUUAAUCAUUAUUCCUAUUCUCGUCUUCAUGGCCACUUUCAAAAUCCACUUUUUGAUCUUGAACCACAGUGGACCUGGAGACGCCCAGAUGAGCAGUCUUUUCCAGGCCAACCUGUACGGAAACGAUUUUCAUAACAAUCCUUUGGAAAUUGCCAUAGGAUCGAAAGUAACCAUCAAAAACAUGGCUUUCGGAGGUGGGCUUUUGCACUCUCACGUCCAAACAUAUCCAACUGGCUCGAACCAACAACAAGUAACAUGCUACCACUACAAAGACGAAAACAACGAAUUCUGGUUCUGGCCUGGGUGGGAUCAAAAGGAUACCGUUUGGGACCCAAAAUAUGGCUCGCAUGACCCUAAUGAUGAGGAAGUCCGGUUCUUGAAGCAUCUCGAUGUCGUGAGAUUGGUGCACGUACCCACUACCAGGAACAUCCACUCGCAUACUAUCCCUGCACCUGUCACGAAAGCCAACUGGGAAGUCUCUGGAUAUGGGAAUGCAACAAUUGGUGAUGUGCAAGACCACUGGGUCGUAGAAGUUCUUGGAGACGUAGUCAGAGGCGACGUCAACCGCUACUUAGAGCCCAAAUCUGCAACCGUGGACCCUCGCGCACGCAUUCAUGCACUCACUACACGUCUUCGUUUCCGUCACCAGGUCCUUGGAUGCUACCUCUCUGCUGGCCGUACUAGUCUUCCUCAGUGGGGUUUCAAACAGAUUGAAGUGAGUUGUGCAAAAGAAGAGGCUGGGUCUAAACCUGCUGAGGGCACUAUCUGGAAUGUUGAAAGUCAUUGGAAUACCAAACUACCUCCCGCCGCCCGUUCGCUUUCCCGCUCCCCGUUUUUGACGGACUUCAUUCAUCUUAAUAUUGCAAUGAUGACAUCCAACAAUGCAUUAGUACCAGAUCCGGAUAAAGAGGACCUUCUCGCCAGUAAACCCUGGGAAUGGCCGUUCUUGAGUGUCGGGUUGAGGAUGUGUGGUUGGGGAGAUUCACAGAUAAAAUACUACCUUAUGGGCAACCCUAUCAUUUGGUGGGGUGGCUCCAUCAGUCUUAUCAUCGCUGCUUUUGUUUCUGUCGGAUUGGUAGUUCGGAGACAACGAUACGGUGGUGGCAGGGGAACACGCAAGCCUGCCCCCAAUUCACUCAAUGGGGAUUCUGGCAGGAAUGGCGCAGCGUUAGCUUCUAGGCCCGGCGACGGUCUCACACAACGUGAAUGGGCGCAGUUCUGGCACGUAACUCGUAUCGCUGGAGGCGGUUGGAUCUUACAUUAUCUGCCAUUCUUAAUUAUGGGCCGUGUCACAUAUAUCCACCAUUAUCUUCCAACACUAUACUUCGCCGUGCUCAUGUUCGCCCAUCUUUUGGACUACUUUGUCUUCCAAGUCCCUUCCACUGCUUCAGCGAGCCUUCAAGCCGUCCCAACAUCCAGUAUAUCUCUAUCUGAUCUCAGCAGUAUACCUAAAAUCAUUCGCACCUUCCGGUCACUCCCCCGAAUAACAAGAAUCAAAGUGUACGUAUUUUCUAUCACAGUAUCCGCUAUAUUUGGUACGUUCUGGUGGUUCCGCGCUGUUGCCUGGGGAAUAGAGGGCCCUGUGCGAGACACUUGGGGGCUGGCAUGGCGGGAGAAUUGGAACAUAUAUCACUAAACGCUGUGUCCGCCGAAAAAUAACGAGUAUGGAUAUGGACACUGGAUAGCGGGUUCUCUCUUCAAUUCUAUGGUUUGGCUCCAUAGACUAGUUCUCAUUCCCCUUGGUUUCCAAUCUCCCUUAUUUCUCUGGGUAUCCCGUCGUUUAGUUUUCAUCUGCCUCCAAAAAGUUCAACCUGCAUACUAUCCCUCAAGCUCAAGUAUUAUAUCGUGUAGUUGUU